Funneliformis mosseae is the source of this 138-nucleotide messenger RNA. The record is from the annotation of a GenBank genome assembly. NCBI's taxonomy places the organism in Eukaryota, Fungi, Glomeromycota, Glomeromycetes, Glomerales, Glomeraceae.
AUGGUUUUACCUCGAGAUGACGCAACUUCACAAGAAGAAGUUAUCUGCGGUUACGAUAGUUUAACGGCAUGUUCUUCCGAUGGAGGCAGACAUUGCCAAACAAUAAACGGCGUGAAAGCCGAAUGUAAAGACGAUUGA